AUGGAGUGUGUUAUUGGAAUUAAGAUGAAUGAUUUCGUGUUACUAGCAGCAGAUAUGCGCUGUGCACACUCCAUCCUUACUAUUAAACAUGAUGAGCGCAAAAUGUAUAAGUUCAGUAACCGUGUGCUUGCCGCCGUUUGUGGUGAAUCGGGAGACACGUCUCAGUUUUCAGAAUAUAUCCAGCAAAACAUGCAGCUGUAUGAAAUAAGAAAUGGAUACGAAUUAACACCAAGCGCGGCUGCAAACUUCACCAGAAACAAUAUGGCAGAAUCACUGCGGAGUCGAUCACCAUACUUUGUAAAUAUGCUGAUCGCUGGAUACGACUCACAAACUGGACCUGAACUCUACUUUUUGGACUACUUGGCAUCCCUAGUGAAAGUUCCUUUCGCUGUUCAUGGUUAUGGUUCUCUGGUUACUCUGAGUAUCUUGGAUCGCAUGCACCGCCCCGACAUGACUGUAGAGGAAGCCGUUACAUUACUACGUUCGUGUAUUCAGGAAGUUCAAAAGCGUUUAGUGAUCAAUCUUGAUAGAUACAUGGUCCGUAUUGUUACGAAAGACGGCAUUGAAGAGCUACCAGACCUGACUGAUUUUGCAGUAAAGGUUUAG
Heterobilharzia americana is the source of this 606-nucleotide messenger RNA. NCBI's taxonomy places the organism in Eukaryota, Metazoa, Platyhelminthes, Trematoda, Strigeidida, Schistosomatidae. The record is from the annotation of a GenBank genome assembly.